AUGGGCGACAUGGCAGCAGCAACGUCCAGCGACGACUUCCAUCGCCCAGUUGUCACUCUUCGAGAUCCGGACUGCCCAUUCCACAGCAUCUUGGACCUCGUCGACUUCAACGCCAAACACAAUCCAAACCACACCUUCGCAAUCCAGCUGACCAAGGACGUCGACGGGGGUCUGACGGAAAAGCUCGUCAUCAGCUUCCGUACCUUGAAGUCAACAAUCUUAGCAUGCAGCAAUGAUCUUGCUCAGACUGUCUUGGGAGGAGCUCCAGAAGCUUCGCAGCCAGUGGCUCUCCUCAUGGCAAGCCAUGUCUGCCUGAUCAUCUACAUGUUUGCACUGAUGCAUCGCAAAGUUCCGGUCGUGUUGCUUUCAGCACGGUUGAGUCCUUCGGCUAUCGAGCACUUGCUGAAGGCGACCGGAACGUCCAAGAUCAUUGCCAGCGCAAACCUGCUCGAGCGCGUAAAAGACGCCGUGGCGAAUCAUGUGUCGUUCGAGCAAUUUUCAGUCCAUGAACAGGAGUCCUUGGAAGCUCUGAUUGCCAGGGACGAGAGCAUGUCGAUGUCCAGUCAUACCUCGUUGGCACAGGGCACGCCGACCAAGCAUACCGAACACAGUCUGAUUCUUCACUCAUCAGGCACUACGGGCAUGCCGAAGCCAAUAUACCACACAGAGCGUUAUCUGCUGGCAUUUGCUACCUGCCAUGAUCUGCCCGUAACCCCGGAUGGACCAUGCUUGUCAACACUGCCGCUCUUCCAUGGAUAUGGCCUGCUUCCCUCAUGCCUGGCCUUGAGUGUGGGACUGACAGUAUGCUUGCCUCCAAAAUCGGAGAUACCAAAUGCGCCCGCCAUGGUUCAUUACCUUCGACUCGUCAACGCCGGGUCGCUCAUCAGCGUGCCGUCGGUAUUGGAAGACAUGGCAGCAUCCGAUGGGCUCAAAGUGUUGAAGCAACUUGCGUUCGUCGCUUUCGGAGGCGGCAAGCUGAAAGAAUCUGCUGGACAAGCACUCAUUGUAGGUGGAGUACCAUUGUUGAACCAUUACGGCGCAACCGAGAGUGGUCCUCUGGCGCCGAUCUUUGUUCCCGGAAGUGACUAUGAUUGGCAUUAUUUUCGACUUCGCGAGGAUGCAGGCAUCCAGCUUCAGCCGACCGGUGUGAACGACGAUGGACGGCAACAGUUUCGCUUGUCGGUUCAGCCACCGGGUUGGAACAGUAUUUUUCAGAUCCAAGAUGAGCUUGUUCGAGCACCGCUUAGUGUCCACCAGAACUAUGCAGCUGUUGGCAGGAUGGAUGAUGUAUUGGUGCUGGCCAAUGGUGAGAAAGUCCGACCAGGGAUACUGGAAGCCCAGGUCACAGAGCAUCCAGAUGUCAAGUCUGCCAUCGUCUUUGGUAACGAUCAGACUGAGGUCGGCCUGCUGCUCCAGCCAGCACACAGGGUCGAUGUUCAGGAACAUGGUCGGUUCGUGGAUUUGAUUUGGCCAGAUAUCCAGAACGCGAACCUGCUGAUGGACGCUCAUGCGCAAGUUUUAUCGAAACAGUGCGUGAUUGUUGUCCCCCAUGAUGCAGAACUGCCACGAUCGGACAAAGGCUCCAUACUGCGCAGAGAAGUGUAUACGACAUUCGAAGUGGAAAUAUCGAACGUGUACACGCGAUUGGACAAUUCGGUGAACAAGAAACUCGCCGAGCCUCUGCGUUGGGAGAACUUUGAAGAUGAUAUUAGUACAAUGCUCCAUAAACAUUGUCACUUACGAUCCCAGCCAGGAGGACUUUCUCCCGACGACGACCUCUUUGCAAGAGGUCUGGACUCCCUUCAGGCAGUGCAACUUCGCCGCAGGCAACAAGCAUCGUUAGCAAAUUCGCAGAAGAUGGCUCUUCAGGCGGAGUCUCUGCCGCGCGACUUCGUCUACCGCUUUCCAUCGAUUCGGAAGAUGGCAGACGCAAUGCGAGGCGUUCACCACGAGGAGUUCGACACCGAGUUCGACCAAGUUGCGAUGGACAAGCUCGUGGCGCAAUACUCAACGAGCAAUAGAGUGCAUAUUGCACUUAUCACUGGAGCUACUGGAGGUCUGGGCUCGCACGUUGUCGAGCACCUGGCGAAGUCACCCAACAUCCAUACUGUCUUUUGUCUCAUACGCCCAGAGCCGGAGUGUGAUCCAAAGGCGAGAUUGUUGAAGGCUUUGAGCCUCAGAGGGCUUGACCUGGACGAGGUGGCAGAAAGUAAGGUCCGCGUUCUGGAGUGCGACCUUGCAAGUCAGGACCUGGGCCUAAGCGGGGAGGACUACCAGCAAGUCUUGACCUCUGUCAGAUGGGUCAUGCAUGCUGGUUGGCCAAUGGACUUUAAACUGACUCUGGCGUCCUUUGCACCUGCUUUCCAAGCUCUGCGAAACCUGCUGUCUCUCGUUGAUAAGAUCGGCAGAUCUGGCAGAGAUGCGACACCGAAGUUUGUAUUCAUCUCUUGCUGCGCACUGGACAUUGGCUAUGCGAGGGCAAAGCUUGUGUGCGAAGCCAUUGUUGAACAUGCUUCCACACACUGCUCGACUGCCACUGUCCAGUACAUCCGAAUGGGACAACUAUGCGGAAACUCAAAGACUGGGAUCUGGAACGAGGAGGAACAUAUACCUGCCCUGUUGAAGAGCAGCCUGGUCAUGGGUGCCUUGCCAGAGAUGUCAGGAACGCUGUCCUGGAUCCCAGUGGAUCAAGCCGCGGAGGUUGCGUGUGACAUUCUCUUGGACACUGGAUCGGAGAGGCUCUGCUUCCAUGUAGAGUCGCCGAUACGACAGUCUUGGGCGGAUAUGUUGUCCAUCAUACGCCGCCAACUCGGUCUUCACAAGACCACGGCGUACGAUCAGUGGCUGGCCGAAUUGUCCCAGACGGCGUCAACCGACUCUCCCGCUGUCAAGCUUUUGCCUAACUUCCAGACACACUUCGAGCGUAUGGCGUGCGGACAGGUAACUCUGGAUACAUUCGCAGCGCGUGAGGUCUCUCCAGCACUCAGACGCGUGGGUGGAGUGAGCGAUGUGGAGAUCGGGAGAUAUGUUGCUCGAUGGCGCGAGUCGGGAUUCCUCAAGUAG
Fulvia fulva is the source of this 3063-nucleotide messenger RNA. Its product is annotated as Adenylate-forming reductase cicB. The record is from RefSeq and is a predicted model, not a curated record. Gene Ontology annotation, molecular function: phosphopantetheine binding. The transcript has a single exon. Lineage: Eukaryota; Fungi; Ascomycota; Dothideomycetes; Mycosphaerellales; Mycosphaerellaceae. The coding region runs from base 1 to 3063 and encodes 1020 amino acids.